Molecule: messenger RNA, 1509 nt
Organism: Amyelois transitella
Lineage: Eukaryota; Metazoa; Arthropoda; Insecta; Lepidoptera; Pyralidae
Exons: 4
Coding region: 1-1509 (502 amino acids)
Molecular function (GO): protein binding
Source: RefSeq, a predicted model, not a curated record
AUGAGUUCGUUGAUGCAUGCAAACCCAGAAAUCCCAUCGCCUGAUAAUCUGAUCGCCUUCGUGCCUUACGCCUGCGGCCAGCUGUUUGCGCCUUUCAGAGUCCGUUUCAUAUCUGUCUUGCAAGUGUCUUUAACCCUAGUCACCGAAGCACUAUGGCGGAGGUUGCAACUGGGAACACGCAGAGAUGAUAGAAAGAGAGAGGGAAAUCAUGUUAAGCAGUCUUCGUAUUCAGAAAAUUACGCCAGCAAAGGUGAUGCAAAAUCAAAGAAAUCAAAAGCUGUACUCUCACAACUUACACUCGAAGCAUCGCCCACCCAAAAAGAGACUGUAGCUGUCAGGGUGUCGUCAAGUGAUGACGAUGACACGAGUGACACAUACGUCAUCAAGGCCGUCGUAGAUUCAGCGAACAAUGCCCUUGAGAUCUCAAUCAAUGGCUACCAACAAGUGCCACGCCUUCUUAUCAAAAUCCUCGCCCUUUGCGUACCCUACAACCCGUAUUUGUCCAAAAUCUCCCUGCGCAGCGGUCUAUCUGGCACUUCGUUGUAUGAGACUGUGCAGAUGCUAACCACUUCGCAAAUUACUUACAUUUGCCUGGACGACUCAAAUAUACCCGAACGCAACUACCAUGAUCUGCUUGAGUAUCAAACGCAUUUGCAGGUUUUGUCUUUAGCGCGAUGCAGUAUCACAGACGCUGAAUGUGCUUUGCUCAUCCCUAAGCUUGCGUACCCGCAUCCAGCUUCAAAGACCUUAGUCGCAUUGUGCCUGACUGGUAACUACAUAUCAGACGAAGGUGCCCGCCUUUUAGGGCAGGCUCUGAGGAGCAACCGAGCCUUGACGUAUCUCAAUCUGUGCGGCAACAGAAUAAAUAACAACGGCGCCGUUGACAUGCUCCGAAGCCUGAUGGAGUUCCCCGUGACUAGCGAGGAAAUGGUGAUGAAACGUAAAAGGACGCUGUAUUUCUUGAAGUUAUAUAAAGAUGUCUACUCUCAGUGUUUGAACGAACUGAAGAAUAAAGAGAAGGAGAAUUCUGAUGAGUACAGCCGAUCUAGUAAAAAGAAGAUAAAUGCCAGCUCAUUGAAGCAGAGAAGACAGAGUGUUACUCUGUCAGGAGACAAUGUUCAAAGCACCGAAUUGGUGACCGCCAAGGCGGAGAAAAUGGCUUCGGAUCUUGUGAGCAGUUAUCCAGACCCUUUCAGGGCGGAGGCUAUAGUGACCAGGGACCAAAACGUGUACUCGACGGGCAAUUUGACUCUGACAUACCUCAACUUGGCGUAUAACUACUUGGGUUAUCAGAGCCUGGCGAAAUUGUUAGAGGUGGUGAAAUACCAAGCACUUGUGGGCAAAUAUCCGGACCUGGGUCUGAUGGAGGUGCAGCUGGAAGGCAACCCGAUGCCCGUGUGCCUCGAGAUGGAUCACCUCACGCAGAUGUUGUCGAGAGCGGUCCAGGUCAGGAUGCUGUACGUGGCGCCCCAGAUGCGACGUGGUGACCGCCCAAAGAAAACUAAAUAG